AGAAGAGGUCAAGGGUUAAACGCAAGUAUACGUGACGUCACCCGUCGUGGAGCCGUGCGUUGGAUCCGUCUUCCCCGGCGUGUGACCUUCAGUGCGCCAGCGAGCCAGCAUGACGUGGGGAAUAGCAUUGGUGGCGUCCGCCGCCAGGGGGCUCUGCCGGCCGACGCGUCGCACGACGGCCGACCUUACGAGGAAUUUCUACACUCGCAGCAAGUACACACCGCGGAGGGCAGUGCUGUACGUUCCGGGCAACGACCGGCAUAAGAUCGAGAACGUGGCGAAACUGAAGGUCGACUGUGCCGUGCUGGACUGUGAAGAUGGUGUCGCAGCUAACAGGAAGAUCUGCUACAAGUUACAGGUGCACUUACAACAGUACAACCUCUCGGUGAAGGUCAACCUCAUACUGUACAUCGAGAGUGCGCAGGGCCUCAUCAACCUGCGCGAAAUAUGCAGCAAGGGAAUCGACAAGUCGGCGUUGGGAAGCUUCCAGCUGGACGGCAUUGUGUUCGGCUCCGACGACUACAUCGCAGACAUCGGGGCGACUCGCACCAAGGAUGCGAGUGAGCUGAUCUACGCUCGGCAGAAGAUCGUAACUGUCUGCAAGGCCUUCCGUCUGCAGGCCAUCGACCUCGUCGACAUCGACUACAAAGAUCUGGACGGACUACGGGAGCAGGCGGUCGCCGGCGCGCGGAUGGGCUUCACAGGGAAGCAGGUGAUUCAUCCGAAUCAGAUCCCCGUCGUUCAGGACGCCUUCUCGCCGUCGCCUGAGAUGAUCGAGUGGGCGACCGAACUCAUACGCGCCUUCGACGAGCAGCAGGAGUCCGGGCAG
Molecule: messenger RNA, 829 nt
Organism: Priapulus caudatus
Lineage: Eukaryota; Metazoa; Priapulida; Priapulimorpha; Priapulimorphida; Priapulidae
Product: citrate lyase subunit beta-like protein, mitochondrial
Exons: 6
Biological process (GO): regulation of cobalamin catabolic process
Molecular function (GO): (S)-citramalyl-CoA lyase activity
Source: RefSeq, a predicted model, not a curated record